Chaetura pelagica (chimney swift) is the source of this 2129-nucleotide messenger RNA. It is a transcript of the gene MTM1, whose product is annotated as myotubularin 1. Gene Ontology annotation, biological process: muscle cell cellular homeostasis; negative regulation of autophagosome assembly; mitochondrion distribution. Gene Ontology annotation, molecular function: phosphatidylinositol-3,5-bisphosphate 3-phosphatase activity. The transcript is spliced from 14 exons. Lineage: Eukaryota; Metazoa; Chordata; Aves; Apodiformes; Apodidae. Bases 5 to 1816 code for a protein of 603 amino acids. The record is from RefSeq and is a predicted model, not a curated record. Gene Ontology annotation, cellular component: plasma membrane.
CGGUAUGGCCUCAUCAUCAACACCUAAAUAUAAUUCAAACUCCUUGGAGAGUUCCUCAAGUAAAAGGACUCUAAAAGAUGGACCUACCUGGGAACAAAAUGAAGAAAUACCUCGUCUGCCAGGAGAGACUAGAGUUACAGACAAGGAUGUUAUUUAUAUGUGUCCAUUUAAUGGCCCUGUUAAAGGAAGAGUGUACAUCACAAACUACAGGCUGUACCUAAGAAGUGUGGAAAAUGAUCCAGUUGUGGUAUUGGAUGUUCCAUUGGGUGUAAUUUCAAGGAUUGAAAAAAUGGGAGGAGCUUCAAGCAGAGGAGAGAACUCUUAUGGAUUAGAUAUAACCUGUAAAGAUAUGAGAAAUUUACGGUUUGCAUUAAAACAAGAAGGGCACAGUAGAAGAGAUAUAUUUGAAGUCCUCACAAAAUAUGCUUUUCCACAGUCGCACAACUUGCUUUUCUUUGCAUUUGUAAAUGAAGAAAAGUUUUCUGAAAAUGGAUGGAUGGUGUACAAUCCAAUGGCUGAAUACAGGAGACAAGGGCUGCCCAACGAGCGGUGGCGGGUCACCUUCAUCAACGAGCACUAUGGGCUGUGCGACACGUACCCGUCGCUGCUGGUGGUGCCGUAUAACGCGACCGAUGACGACCUCAAGAAAGUUGCUUCCUUCAGGUCUCGAAACAGAAUCCCGGUUCUGUCAUGGAUUCAUCCAGAGACUCAAGCUGUUAUUAUGCGCUGCAGUCAGCCCCUGGUUGGGAUGAGUGGCAAGCGGAACAAGGAUGAUGAAAGAUACCUGGAUAUCAUCAGGGAGGCAAAUGGGCAGAUCUCAAAACUGACCAUCUAUGAUGCUAGGCCCAAUGUCAACGCAGUUGCAAACAAGGCAACUGGGGGAGGAUAUGAAGGUGAAGAUGCAUAUCCCAAUGCAGAACUUUUCUUUUUGGACAUACAUAAUAUUCAUGUCAUGAGGGAAUCUUUGAAGAAGUUGAAGGACAUUGUUUAUCCUAACGUGGAAGAAUCACACUGGUUGUCAAGUCUGGAAUCAACCCACUGGUUAGAACAUAUAAAGCUUGUCUUGACAGGAGCUAUUCAAGUGGCAGACAAGGUAUCCUCAGGAAGGAGCUCUGUGUUGGUUCACUGCAGUGAUGGCUGGGACAGGACAGCACAGCUCACCUCACUGGCCAUGUUGAUGCUAGACAGCUACUACAGAACUAUUGAAGGCUUUGAAGUUCUGGUGCAAAAAGAGUGGAUAAGCUUUGGACAUAAAUUUGCAUCGAGAAUAGGCCAUGGCGAUAAGAAUCAUGCUGAUGCUGACAGAUCACCUAUCUUUCUCCAGUUUAUUGACUGUGUGUGGCAGAUGUCUAAACAGUUUCCUACAGCCUUUGAAUUCAAUGAGCUGUUCUUGAUUACAAUCCUGGAUCACUUGUACAGUUGCCGGUUUGGUACUUUCUUAUACAACAGUGAGUCUCUGAGAGAAAAAGAGAAAGUGACUGAGAAAACAUUAUCACUGUGGUCUCUGAUAAACAGUGAAAAGUCUAAAUACACCAAUCCUUUUUACACUAAAGAGCUAAAUCGAGCACUCUACCCGGUAGCCAGCAUGCGCCACUUGGAGCUCUGGGUCAGUUACUACAUCAGGUGGAACCCAAGAAUUCGGCAGCAACAGCCAAAUCCAGUGGAGCAGCGUUACAUGGAGCUCCUUGCAUUACGUGAUGAUUACAUGAGGAGACUUGAAGAACUACAGAUCACAAAUAAUUCUAAGAUAGCCAAUUCAUCAACCUCGUCAGCAUCUCCCUCACAAAUGAUGUCCCAAGUACAAACACAUUUUUGAAGAAAAUGUUGGCUUCUUCCCAUACUGUAAUAGCAAGUGGUGCUUAACAUAGAUCUAUAGCAUAAAGAGGAAUAUUUUUAAUGCCUUACAUUAGACUGGCCUAACAAAUUAUUUUAGACUGUCUUCAGUUGAGGAGGACUUCAGAACAAGGAAACUCAGUUCUUCAGUUACGUGCCUUUCAGAAUCUGUGGACUGGGAACAUUAUUAAUAAACUUCUAAUUAUGGAGGGAUUUAAGAGCUAUUUUGGAAAGUCUGGUACAAUUGAAAUGAAAUUGAUUUAUUAUUUUCAUAAGAAUGCUUUAAUUUAUUACAU